This is a messenger RNA of Uloborus diversus, 1529 nucleotides long. Its product is annotated as patanin-like phospholipase domain-containing protein atgl-1. Gene Ontology annotation, cellular component: lipid droplet; membrane; cytoplasm. The transcript is spliced from 8 exons. The record is from RefSeq and is a predicted model, not a curated record. The coding region runs from base 1 to 1101 and encodes 366 amino acids. Gene Ontology annotation, molecular function: triacylglycerol lipase activity. NCBI's taxonomy places the organism in Eukaryota, Metazoa, Arthropoda, Arachnida, Araneae, Uloboridae. Gene Ontology annotation, biological process: triglyceride catabolic process; lipid homeostasis.
AUGGACGAGGUAGAAAAGUUGAACUUGUCGCUGAACGGGUGCGGCUACCUGGGCAUCUACCAUGUGGGGGUGUGCGGCGCCAUCCGGAAACACAGGCCCGAGAUCCUGCGGCACAAGAUAUCCGGAGGAUCCGUAGGCGCCCUGGUCGCCUGCGCCUUCAUGUGCGAAGUACCGCUGGAGAUCUGCACCCGGUACGUGCUGGACGUGUCGGCGCGGGUGCGGGGCGGCAUCCUGGGCCCCAUGAGCCCGGACCUGGACGUGAUGCGCCUGCUGCACGACUACAUGGACAAGAUGCUGCCGGACGGUGCGGCCCGGAUGUGCGACGGACGGCUGCACGUAUCCGUCACCAGGUUCGAGGACGGGAAGAACGUCCUGCUGGACAGGUUCCGGAACAGGCAGGAGCUCCUGCAGGCGUUGAUGUGCAGCUGCUUCAUUCCAGUGUACUGUGGCUACGAACCUCCCGUAUUCAACGGAGUGCUGACGGCACAGAAUGCGUACAUGAUGUUUCGGGUACUGUUCCCGGGAACCCCCGACCUGCAGAAGGGGUUCUGCCACCGGGGCUACAACGACGGACUGCGCUUUCUCAGGGACAGAGGCCUCUACCCUUGUUCCGAAUGCGGUGGCAGUUCGAAUCACUCUACGUGUGCCCCUCCGAAUGUGCCCCUGCCCCCGGAAAUGGAUCAAGAGAUCGAGUCGGCCAUCGGCGACUUCCGGCAGCGCCUGGGCUACCGCCUGUUCCAAUACCGCUCCAUGAAGGUGCUCUACUACGUCAACAUGCCCAGCAUCGUGACGGCCAAGGUGGCCUACGUCUUCAUCUCGGCGAUCCUCCAGAAAGUGCAGAACAAGGCGGGCCUCCACAUGGACGACCUCUGGGUGCAGUUCCUGCAAGUUCUGAAGGAGGGACUCUACCGCCCCAACGACAAGAGAAAGUCUUCGAAGGCUGUCGAGCAUUCCGAAAAGGAGGCCAAAGAAGCGCCAGACGCCGCCAAGACAGCCGAUUCGAACGCCAAAGUGAACGCCAAAACGUUCGGCAAGGCGUGCCAACUGGACCUGGAGGAGUUCGCCGAGCAGAGCGAGAUGAAGGACACCUACAUAUGCUGAGCUUUUGUGUUCCCUAGCGUCGUCCGAAGCAAAUACGCAAUAUCCGAACACUCCGCCAUUUUGGUUCCCAGGGACUGCGAAUACGUUCGAGCCCCGUGAUCUUUCUCGGCGCUAAAUGCAAUCAAACUCUUUUACGAAGAGCACGAAUUUGGCGAGAUCCCGGUUUUACCGAGCAAUAAAGCGACAAGUGCUCUCUCUAUGUCCUAAGUUCCACGUGCGCCAUUUUAUUUAAAUUCCUAGUGCAGUUUCGCAACGAUAAGUGUCCAGGUGCCGCAGUCUAGCGGAGAAACUGUGUGUGAUCAUUCUUGUGGUAGUGGCAUCCGCCGACUGUGGAGCCACAUGAUAAAAAAAAAUGGAUGUUAUACCGGAGGAUCGCACUUAGGUCUGCGAAAGGUAAAGCCUCCAACGCAACCCGAUUAAAAAGAAAA